AUGCGCGAGUUCAAGGUAGUGGUACUCGGAAGCGGAGGUGUUGGUAAAUCAGCUCUAACCGUUCAAUUUGUUUCGAAUACAUUUAUCGAAAAAUAUGACCCGACAAUUGAGGACUUUUAUCGGAAAGAAAUUGAGGUAGAUGGUCAGCCAUGUGUGCUGGAAAUUUUGGAUACCGCGGGUACAGAACAGUUUGCAUCGAUGCGUGAUCUAUAUAUUAAAAAUGGACAAGGCUUUGUGGUGGUGUAUUCAAUAACAAGUCAACAAACAUUUCAUGACAUCAAAACAAUGCGUGAACAAAUUGUUAGAGUCAAGGGUACCGAUCAAGUGCCUAUUUUAUUGGUUGGUAACAAAUGUGACCUAAUUCAUCAACGGCAGGUACGUACAGAAGAUGGUCUUGGUUUAGCAGAAUAUUGGUCAUGUCCAUUCACGGAAUGCUCAGCAAAGAGUGCACAUAAUGUGAAUACUGUAUUUGCCGAAAUUGUACGUGAGAUGAAUUAUGUUCAGAAUGCACGCAUCAAGCAGAAUCAGGGAUGUUGUACAGUGCUGUAA
Molecule: messenger RNA, 549 nt
Organism: Brugia malayi
Lineage: Eukaryota; Metazoa; Nematoda; Chromadorea; Rhabditida; Onchocercidae
Gene: Bma-rap-2
Exons: 5
Coding region: 1-549 (182 amino acids)
Biological process (GO): negative regulation of cell migration; Rap protein signal transduction
Cellular component (GO): plasma membrane
Molecular function (GO): GDP binding; GTPase activity; GTP binding
Source: RefSeq, a predicted model, not a curated record